AUGAACGGCGUGCUGUCCUUCCACUCUUCACCGUCAUGGCGCGUCGUCAGGCCAUAUCUCCUCGCAGACAUAGGCGAAGGAAUCACGGAGUGUCAAAUCAUCAAUUGGUCGGUCAAACCAGGAGACCAUGUUGCACAGUUCGAUCCCAUAUGUGAAGUCCAGUCGGACAAGGCAACCGUAGAGAUUACCUCGCGGUUUGAUGGCGUGGUCAAGGCUCUGCAUUAUGAACAGGAUGAAGUUGCCAUCGUCGGCAAGCCGCUGUUGGAUAUGGAUAUUGCCGACGAAAUAGCUGGGGAUUCGGUCCUCGCUGAGGUCCCUGUCGAGCAAGAAUCGACGGACAUUGAACAGGAGCCAGGGAAGGGAAUCAUGACAGGCCAGAUUGACCAGCCCCCAUCGCCACUCGAGUCACACUCAGACGCACAGGCCCCGUCGCGGAUCUCGCUCGAACCCGCCACAGGACAGAACACUCCCUCCAGAGCUCCGGCACUUCUGACUCCGGCUGUGCGACAUCUGCUCAAACAGGCAGGAAUCGACGUGAACGAUGUUGAAGGAACUGGUAGAGAUGGACGCAUCACAAAAGACGAUGUCCAACGCUACAUUCAGUCGCAGUCAAACUCUGGUCGAUCUCAACCCACACCACCUGUUGUUGCUCCGCCGUCGAAAAAGGCAGCAGAAGACAAGGUGGUCUCGUUCACCCCGACAGAGAAGCACAUGUUCAAAGUCAUGACACAGUCUCUCACAAUCCCUCACUUCCUCUAUACCCACAGUGUCGAUGUCACAUCGAUCAACCUUCUCCGCCGGAAAUUCAACACGACCUCGACCCUCUCAUCCGCACUUUUGCCACCAGACGUUCCUGUUUCGAAGCUCACAGUCCUUCCGUUCAUCUUGAAGGCAUUGUCGCAGGCAUUUUCACGGUUCCCCAAGCUCAACGCCCAUCUAGACACAACCACCAACCCAUCGAACCCUCAACUAGUUCUCAGAUCAUCUCACAAUUUCGGGAUUGCCGUGGAUACACCGCACGGCCUCCUAGUCCCCGUGGUCAAGAAUGUCCAGAAUCACUCCAUCAUCUCACUGGCUGCGGAAAUCAAGCGAUUGAGCGAUCUCGCACAAGCCGGACGCCUUGCACCCGAAGACUUCAAAGAUGCCACGUUCACCAUCAGCAAUAUUGGGAGUAUCGGUGGGAGCGCCGUGGCACCCGUGAUUGUGGCACCCAUGGUAGGAAUUCUGGGGGUUGGCAGAGCUCAAGGCGUCCCAGUCUUCACAACAGACAAGCAUGGUGGUGAACACAUUAUCAAGCAGGAGCAGGUGGUGUUGAGUUGGAGUGCUGACCACCGGGUUCUUGAUGGCGCAACUGUCGCCAAAGCCGCCGAGGUUGUGGGUACUCUGAUACAAAAUGCCGAGAGCCUGGGACUGGCAUUGCAAUGA
Fonsecaea pedrosoi CBS 271.37 is the source of this 1425-nucleotide messenger RNA. RefSeq lists its product as uncharacterized. Bases 1 to 1425 code for a protein of 474 amino acids. NCBI's taxonomy places the organism in Eukaryota, Fungi, Ascomycota, Eurotiomycetes, Chaetothyriales, Herpotrichiellaceae. The transcript has 5 exons. Gene Ontology annotation, molecular function: lipoic acid binding; acetyltransferase activity. Gene Ontology annotation, cellular component: mitochondrion; cytoplasm. The record is from RefSeq and is a predicted model, not a curated record.